This is a messenger RNA of Ochotona princeps (American pika), 657 nucleotides long. It is a transcript of the gene PGLYRP1, whose product is annotated as peptidoglycan recognition protein 1. Gene Ontology annotation, biological process: peptidoglycan catabolic process; innate immune response; defense response to Gram-positive bacterium. Gene Ontology annotation, molecular function: peptidoglycan binding; zinc ion binding; peptidoglycan immune receptor activity. The record is from RefSeq and is a predicted model, not a curated record. NCBI's taxonomy places the organism in Eukaryota, Metazoa, Chordata, Mammalia, Lagomorpha, Ochotonidae.
GCGCCCAGCCAGGGGCGCUCCUAGCCGGCCCUGCAGCUGCGCCCUGGCAGCCAUGUCCCGCCGCCACGCACUGCUCGCCUGCGCCCUGCUGACCCUCCUGGACCUCGGAGAGGCUGGGAACCGGCAACCCACGGCUGUCUGCGGCCCCAUUGUGCCUCGCAGUGAGUGGAAGGCCCGGGCGUCUGAGUGCGACAAGCGCCUGAACCUGCCGGUGCGCUACGUGGUGGUGUCGCACACGGCGGGCAGCCACUGCAACACCCCAGAGCUGUGCGAGAGGCAGGUGCAGAAUGUGCAGCACUUCCACAAGCAGAAGGGCUGGUGCGAUGUGGGCUACAACUUCCUGAUUGGAGAAGACGGGCUGGUGUAUGAGGGUCGCGGCUGGAACAUCAAGGGUGACCACACAGGGCCCACCUGGAACGUCAGAGCCAUCGGCAUCAGCUUCAUGGGCAACUUCAUGGAUCGGGCGCCCCACCCCCGUGCCCUGCGGGCGGCCCAGAGCCUGCUGGCCUGCGGUCAGGCGCUGGGCAUCCUGAGCUCCAACUACGAGGUCAAAGGCCACCGGGACGUGCAGCAGACGCUGUCGCCAGGCGACCAGCUCUACCGCAUCAUCCAGACCUGGCCGCAUUACCGGGAGUGAGGCCGGCGCCCCCCCCCCUC